AUGGGCUAUGAUAAUGAUCCUUACCGUGAUGAGGAUGGCGAGCCAUUGAUGGACUUUGAUGAGGAUAUCCAAUCAGAUGGGGAUGAGCCGCAUCAGGAUUUCCUGGAUGAUGUGGAUGGUGCAGGGUAUGAUCGUGCUCAGCGAUCCCCGACUCCAGUGUACGAUGACUCUAAGUCGAAGCCCAGGAAGAGACUGAUAAAAAAAUCUUCGUCCGGUAUCGAAUCGGGUCCGGUGGAUUUUGGAUUGGAUGACGACACAGGUGAUGUUGGCCAGGAUUAUGAUGUUGAUGAAGUUGGGAUUGCAAGAGAAAACUAUUCGGAUGGCUCGAAGAGGAAAGAGGACAAAGGGGAUAAGUUGAAAAUCCUGGAGAAGAAGAGGAAGGGGGAGAGGAUGGAGGCUAAGAUCAAGUUGAGGAAGAGUGAAGGAGGGAGAAUGAGGGAUCAGGUGGCCGAUCCUGAGACAAAGGAGAUGUGGGACACGGUCGCUGGUGGUGACUCUGAGGAUGACCAAGACGGUGUUAGGACUCUGGAUGAUGAUAACUUCAUAGAUGACAGUGGUGUGGACCCUGCUCACCAUUAUGGAAGUGACAAUGAACAUUCCCCAAGUCGCGCACCCCAGGCUGAAGAAGGAGAGGAGGAUGACGAAAUUAAGGAACUCUUCAAGAUGGGCAAGAAGAAGAAGAAAAAUGAAAAAAGUGCUGCAGAAGUUGCUUUGCUGGUUGAAAAUGUCAUGGCUGAAUUAGAAGUUGUGGCGGAAGAAGACGCUGAGCUAAAUAGGCAGGGAAAGCCAGCAAUAAAUAAAUUGAGGAAACUUUCUCUUCUUGAAGAUGUCCUCUCAAAAAAGCAGCUUCAGCAUGAAUUUCUAGAUCAUGGAGUUUUGACGCUCUUAAAGAACUGGCUUGAGCCACUACCUGAUGGAAGCUUGCCAAAUAUAAACAUUCGAGCUGCAGUUUUGAAGAUUCUGAAUGAUUUUCCAAUUGAUUUGGAGCAGUACGAUCGGAGAGAACAGUUAAAGAAGAGUGGACUUGGGAAGGUCAUUAUGUUCCUGUCAAAAUCUGAUGAGGAGACGACAUCCAACAGGAAACUGGCUAAAGAGUUGGUUGAUAAAUGGAGCCGGCCAAUUUUCAAUAAGAGUACAAGGUUUGAGGACAUGAAAAACUUUGAGGAUGAGAGGGCUUUGAGAAGGCCGCCCACUAAGAGGGUCAAUAAAGCAGCAGGAAUGUCAUCUCAAGAUGAUGACCUUGAUUUGGCCAAACUUUCCCAGGGUUCAAAAUCUGGGCAGUCAUCUUCUAGGCAGCAUGCUUCGAGGCCAGAAGCAAUGUCUAUGGAUUUUGUGGUGCGCCCUCAAUCUAAGGUUGAUCCAGAUGAAAUUCGGGCCCGGUCUAAACAGAUGGUACAAGACCCACGUCGGGCUAAGAUGAAUAAGAAGUUGCAGCAGUUGAAAGCACCAAAGAGGAAGCAGCUACAGGCUACAAAGCUGAGCGUCGAGGGUCGUGGCAUGGUGAAAUAUCUUUAA
Striga hermonthica is the source of this 1515-nucleotide messenger RNA. NCBI's taxonomy places the organism in Eukaryota, Viridiplantae, Streptophyta, Magnoliopsida, Lamiales, Orobanchaceae. The record is from the annotation of a GenBank genome assembly.